This is a messenger RNA of Verticillium alfalfae VaMs.102, 1764 nucleotides long. RefSeq names its product WD repeat-containing protein srw1. Gene Ontology annotation, molecular function: ubiquitin ligase activator activity; anaphase-promoting complex binding; protein binding. Lineage: Eukaryota; Fungi; Ascomycota; Sordariomycetes; Glomerellales; Plectosphaerellaceae. Gene Ontology annotation, cellular component: anaphase-promoting complex. Gene Ontology annotation, biological process: positive regulation of anaphase-promoting complex-dependent catabolic process; positive regulation of ubiquitin protein ligase activity; anaphase-promoting complex-dependent catabolic process. The record is from RefSeq and is a predicted model, not a curated record. The transcript has 4 exons. Bases 1 to 1764 code for a protein of 587 amino acids.
AUGGCUGAUCAUGGGCUCCUAGCGAACAGUUCCAAACGAGGCCCGGCUCUGAGUGUAGCGCUCGAGAAUAGCAGUCCUUCUUCCGGAUCAUGGACGACCCCGUGGAGCCCGCCAUCGCAGCAUCGGCGCCGAGCUCGAGCUCGAACAACCUCCCCCACUGUCGCUACCAAGGGAGCUUCGGUCGAACCGCCAAAGCGCUCCUCGACCCGUUUCGCUACCCCUCCCCCGCCCGCAUCCGCAGGCGAUCGAGGCCGCCUCGAGGCCCGACAGAACAGCGACCGCGCCAACGUCAAAGCGGGUGACAUGCGGCAUGCGAGACGACCAAGCGACUUGUCUCGCUCUGCUGCCCUUGACACCAGUGCCGUCGAUAGCGCCCUACUCCGCGAGAUGCACAGAUCGCAACGCGAGAGCACGCCAGGUGCCAGUCCGUCGCGGAAGCGUCAAAGGAUAAACGGAGACAGGUUUAUCCCCUCACGAUCUGGGCAAGACUUGCAAGCAAGUUUCAACCUUUUGCACGAGGAUGGCUCGCCUGCGACGCCCUCGAAGCAGAAAAAACGCACCCCUCACGGCGAGCUGCACUUUCAGAAGACAACACCAUCCACUCCGCACAAGAACCUUUUCUCGUACAUGUCGCCACGUAACUUAAGUGCGGGCGGGCAUUUGACUCCCUCGAGAACGCCCCAGAGCAGGCACGGGCCAAACCUCGACACCCGUGCUGAGAUUUACAGCCUUUCACCCGUUCGCUUCAACAGCCAACAGAUGCUGCUGAGCCCUCGCAGGCAGCCCAGAGCUGUGAGCAAGGUGCCUUACAAGGUGCUCGAUGCCCCCGAACUCGCCGACGAUUUCUACCUGAACCUCGUCGACUGGGGAAGUGCCAACGUCCUUGGCGUUGGCUUGGGUUCCAGCGUCUACAUGUGGAACGCCCAGACGAGCCGUGUCAACAAGCUCUGCACGCUUGAAGAUGACACAGUGACGAGUGUUUCCUGGAUUCAAAAAGGCACUCAUAUCGCUAUCGGCACGGGCAAGGGGCUGGUGCAAAUCUGGGACGCGGAAAAGACUAGGCGUCUGCGAACGAUGACAGGACACACCGCGCGCGUCGGCUCCCUUGCUUGGAAUUCUCACAUCUUGAGCUCCGGCUCCAGGGACCGCUCCAUAUACCACCGAGAUGUGCGGGCUCCCGACCAGUGGCUGCGGAAACUGGUGGGACACAAGCAAGAAGUAUGCGGAUUGAAGUGGAACUGCGAAGACGGACAGCUGGCCAGUGGUGGAAACGAUAACAAGUUGAUGGUCUGGGACAAGCUGUCCGAAACGCCGCUCUGGAAGUUCUCAGACCACACGGCUGCCGUUAAGGCACUCGCCUGGUCACCGCAUCAGCGCGGUCUACUCGCGUCUGGAGGUGGCACGGCGGAUCGCCGCAUCAUAUUUCAUGACACAGUAAAAGGCUCGGUCAUCAACGAGGUGGAUACGGGAAGCCAAGUGUGCAACCUGGCCUGGUCGAAGAACUCGAACGAGAUUGUCUCCACACAUGGAUACAGUCAAAAUCAGAUUGUUGUCUGGAAGUAUCCCUCCAUGACGCAGGUCGCCAGUCUCACAGGGCACACGUACCGAGUACUCUACUUGGCUAUGAGCCCCGACGGCCGCGUGGUAGUCACCGGCGCGGGAGACGAAACCCUACGUUUCUGGAAUCUCUUUGGCAGAAGACCCAGCGCACGGGACGACGGCGAAGGCGGAGGGCGCCUCUCCGAGUGGGGCGUCAUUCGGUAG